This is a messenger RNA of Alnus glutinosa, 1059 nucleotides long. RefSeq names its product putative glucose-6-phosphate 1-epimerase. The record is from RefSeq and is a predicted model, not a curated record. NCBI's taxonomy places the organism in Eukaryota, Viridiplantae, Streptophyta, Magnoliopsida, Fagales, Betulaceae. Bases 1 to 837 code for a protein of 278 amino acids. Gene Ontology annotation, biological process: carbohydrate metabolic process. The transcript has 9 exons. Gene Ontology annotation, molecular function: isomerase activity; carbohydrate binding.
AUGGAAGAAGCCGCUGCACUGCAAGCGGCCUCUUCCCUGUCACUAGAAUUGGCGGCCCUUACGGGCCGCCUGCAUUUCUACGGAGGAAUACCAAUUUGUUUCCCACAUUUUGGAAACUGUGGGUCACUGGAACAACAUGGAUUUGCAAGGAACAAGAUUUGGGCAAUUGAUGAUAAUUCUCAACCCCUGCUCCCAAUUGAUUCCAAUGUGAAAUCCUUCAUUGACCUACUACUUAAACCAUCGGAAGAAGACCUAAAGUGCUGGCCCAAUAUGUAUGAGCUUGGCUCCUAUGCUCUUAGGGUGUCUCUUGCGACAGACGGAGAUUUGACACUGACAUCACGAGUUAGGAAUGUCAACGGCAAGCCGUUUAGUUUCUCAUUUGCCUAUCACACAGACUUGUCAGUUUCUGACAUAAAUGAACUAAGAAUCGAAGGGUUGGAGACAUUUUACUACCUAGACAAUCUUUGCCGAAGAGAACGCUUUACAGAACAAGGAGAUGCUAUAACUUUUGAAUCCGAGCUGGAUCGAGCUUAUCUUAGUUCUCCUAAUGUAAUCGCAGUCCUUGAUCAUGAAAAAAAUCGGACAUACGUAAUAAGAAAGGACGGACUUUCGGAUGCCGUGGUUUGGAAUCCUUGGGAGAAGAAAUCAAAAUCAAUGGUAGACAUUGGUGAUGAGGAAUACAAACAGAUGGUUUGUGUUGAUGGGGAAGCAAUCGAGAAACCCGUCACUUUGAAGCCAGGCGAGGAGUGGGCAGGGCCGUUGCAGCUCUCGGUUGUGCCUUCCAGUUUCUGCAAGGGUUAUCUCAAUCCUUUAAAAUUCGUAGUUUACGGGCUCUGAUUAGAAAAAAUAAUCAUGAUAUUAUCUUCCUGUCUGAAACUAAGACUGUUUCCAUUGCUAGUUCUUUAAUACAUCAACUUGGUUUCAAUAUGUUUGUUCAAGCACCUCCCUAUAACUCUCGAGGGGGACUUUUACUUGCCUGGAAAAAUGAUGUUACACUCUCUGAUUUUUAUGUCUCUCAUGAUAUGAUUUGUGCUUGGUGUUCCUUAGACUCCCCUACAA